ACGAUUUUGAAUAAUGUUUUGAUUUUUUACUUUCACCAAAUUCUCAAAUUAACUAGCUAUGAAGGCUGUAAUUCAACGAGUAACAAAUGCAAGAGUACUCGUCAAUGGAGAAGUAAUUUCAAAAAUUGAAAGAGGACUUUGUGUGCUUAUUGGAAUCUGUAAUAAUGAUACAGAAGAAGACAUCAAGUUCAUAUCUAGGAAGAUCCUCAACACAAGGCUAUUCGAAGAAAAUGACAAGAGAUGGAUGAGAAGUGUCAAGGAAAUGACUUUCGAAAUUCUCUGUAUCUCUCAAUUCACAUUAUAUUACAAGCUUAAAGGAAAUAAGCCAGAUUUUCAUCAUGCCAUGUCAGGAGAAAAAGCUAAAGAAAUGUAUGACCAGUUAUUAGCAACUUUAGGCAAAGAUUAUAGUCCAGACAAGAUUAAAGACGGCGUAUUUGGAGCUAUGAUGAAUGUUCAGAUCUUCAAUGAUGGACCGGUGACGAUAGAAAUUGAAAGUCCUGUUAAGGCUGUUAAACCAGAUGAUAAGAAAACGGAAAGUUCUAAUUCAUAAUGAUUUGUUAAAUAAAUUAAUUUAAAAUUCUUUAAUGAGAGGAAAAAGCAAAAAUAUAUUCGAUUAACAGCACAUUUCAGUUUGUUAAGGCAACAAAAGUGCAA
Messenger RNA from Chironomus riparius, 654 nucleotides. Lineage: Eukaryota; Metazoa; Arthropoda; Insecta; Diptera; Chironomidae. The record is from the annotation of a GenBank genome assembly.